UUUUACUUAUGUCAAAGAUUGUAAAGAUGUCUUUAUAAUACUUAAGAUAUUCAAAAUGCUGAGAUGAAAAUGUUUGUAUAUCGAUCGUUAAGAGCAGUUUUACACGAAAAGAUAUUUAUCUUUUUGUUUCUUACAUGUAUAUAUUUUUUCAUCCAGGAUCCGUCGAUGAAGGUCAUCAAAAAGCACAUGUAUCGGAGAAUUGAAGUUUUAAAGAAAAUACUUGAUGACGAAAAUAAAAAUGUUUCCAUGAUCCAAAUUGAACAAGAGAGAACACAUAGAAAUGAAAUUGAAUAUAUAUCCAGGAUUCCCGAUCCAAACGGGCGAACAUAUAGAAAUGGGAUUCAAUAUACAUCCAAAAUUUCCGAUCCAAAAGGAAGAACACAUAGUAAUGGAAUUCAAUAUACACCGAAUAUUCCUGACCCAAAAGAGAUGACAUCGAGGAUACCCGACCCAAAAGGGCGGAGAACAUAUAGAAAUGGAAUUAAGUAUACAUCGUUAGCUAUGUACCCAUUAACAGUAACGAGUAAAUAUGUCAUUUACAAUGAAAAUAUAUGUAGUGACGUAACGCUGGUCACCGUUCUUGUCAUGGUCCAUUCCGCUGUUAAACAUUAUGCCAGACGACACAACAUCCGGUCAACUUACGGAUCACGUAAUCUUUUCAAACCUGCGGUAAUUCGGGUGAUAUUUCUACUCGGACUACCAGCAAAACACAAUAAUCUUGAUCAGUACCAUAUUAAAAAGGAAGCCGAAUUAUACCGAGAUAUCGUUCAGGGCGAUUUUGUGGAUACGUAUCACAAUUUAACGAACAAAGCCGUAAUGGGUCUGCGUUGGGUCAGUGAAAAUUGUCGAAACGCUAAAUUUGUGGUAAAAGUUGAUGAUGACGCAGUGUUCGACAUGUGGAAAUUUAUAAACAAAUUUCCUGAAACAGGAAACGGCAAAACGAUGUGGUGUAAUAUUAUGCCCAAAGCUAUUGUACAUAGAUAUGGUAAAUGGGCAGUUCCCGUGAGUGAGUUCCAAGGAUAUCAAACGUAUCCCUGGCCCUACUGUGGUGGGUUUGUUGUGAUUAUGAACGGAGAACUUGUUCCUGCGCUGUUUAAUGCAGCACGGACGUCGCCAUUCUUCUGGAUAGAUGACGUCUACGUAUAUGGAAUAUUGCGAUCAAAGGUCCAGGGAUCUUUAAUUAAAAAUAUGCCCGUUCAUUUUAAUCUGUAUGUGUUUCAGAGAGAAGGGAGGAAGUGCUUAGCAUCCAAGAAAUGUGGCCUUUUAGCUACUGCUGGUACCGAAGAAGAUUUUCGUUAUAUGUGGGGUUUGUUAAAAUCGAGUAAUCUUCGUCGUUAGAUGAAUAUUUUAAUGUCCGUUCAUUGUCCCCCGCCUUUCGAAGAAAGCAGGGGACUAUUAAAAUGGGUCCGUCUGUCUGUCCGUCCGUCCGUCCGUCCGUCCGUCUGUCUGUCCGUCACACUUUUUGGGACACAAUAACUCUCUUCCUAAUUGAGCUAGAAUGUUCAAACUUGGUGUAUGUGUUUAUUAGGUCAAUGCCUUGAUGGAGUUCGAAGAUGAGCAUUUUCCGCUUAGGGUAAGCAGAGAUAAGCAAUUUGAUUGGUUGAUGCUUUGGGACACGAUAACUCUCUUCCUAAUUGGGCUAGAAUGUUCAAACUUGGCGUAUGUGUUGAUUAGGUCAAUGCCUUGAUGGAGUUCGAAGAUGAGCAUUUUCCGCUUAGGGUAAGCAGAGAUAAGCAAUUUGAUUGGUUGAUGCUUUGGGACACGAUAACUUUUAAUUGAGCUAGAAUGUUCAAACUUGGUGUAUGUGUUUAUUAGGUCAAUGCCUUGAUGGAGUUCGAAGAUGAGCAUUUUCCGCUUAGGGUAAGCAGAGAUAAGCAAUUUGAUUGGUUGAUACUUUGGGGCACGAUAACUCUCUUCCUAAUUGAGCUAGAAUGUUCAAACUUGGUGUAUGUGUUGAUUAGGUCAAUGCCUUGAUGGAGUUCGAAGAUGAGCAUUUUCCGCUUAGGGUAAGCAGAGAUAAGCAAUUUGAUUGGUUGAUGCUUUGGGACACGAUAACUUUAGUUCUAAUUAAGUGAGAUUGAUGAAACUUGGUACAUUCCAAUAAAAUCGUAUUCAAUAUUUAAUUUUAACAAACCUUUUUACAUAUCACAGAAAUGUAAAAUAAUAUUCGGGGAAAUUUGACCGUUGAUAUCUAGGAAAUACCUGUUAGCAGACACAGCAUGUACAAAUUGUAGCCUGGGAGUGGGAGCAGUUUAUUAAUAGAUACAUUUGGUACCGUAGUUGUGUAACCAAGGUAGCCUAUUCUAUAAAUAGCGAUAGAAUGAGUGACAAAUAGAAUGCCGAUAAACCAUGAAACAAAAUAUUCUAUGUCAUAGUAUUUGGUUUUGUGCAUAAACAGCUUUAUACCGAAGACAACAUAUUAAAAAUAGUAAGUCUACUAAGUGAUGACGUCGAGUGAAUAAUAAAAUAAAUUAAGCGUCACAAAUAGAGCGCGUGCUUUCGCCGUAAAACGGUGUCGUCUGCUAGAAAGACAAAACGUGAUUUAUCAUCACCCAGUUGUGCAAACGAAACGUCUUUAUACAAACUUUUCCUUUUUAUAAGCUCGUUUAUAUAGUUUAUGCUUUAGUUCUUGAAGAAGCUUUCCAAUGUAUUACCCCUGUAAUUCCUCCUCUUUUAUCUGUACAAUAUUUUCGAAAAAAAUGAAACGAAAUCCACUUAUGUAUACAUUUAGGUUACAUUAUAGCCUACAUGUCCCGACUCAACUUGCCACAUUACAUGUCAUAAUAUUAUAACCAGGUAUUGAUAAAAGCAUCAAUUGAGCAAUUCCAAUACAAUCCAAUACAAUGAAUAUAGGCAAGGUAAAUAAACAAAUAAAUGGAAAAAACAAAUUGAAAAAGAAACUAUUAUAAAUUAAUUAAAUAUGUAGUAUGCAAUAAUGAAUUGACAUUUAAUGACAGAAAGAAAACAGUGAACUUUGCACAACUUGCAGCAAGAUGGAAAAUAGACCCGUUGAUACAACCAAACUCUAGAUCUGUAGGCAUAGAGCAUGUUUUCCCCUUAAUAUGCUAUAAUUAUUCCAUCAAAAACAUUGUAUGCUUAGACUAUAAGUAAAGAUAUACUGUUUGAUUGUUCAAUACUUUGUAAAAGAUAAUUUGUGAUAAAUUUAUAUGUGUCCUCUAAUUAUUUUCCUAUUUCGGCGGGGGACAUCAGCCUCACUGUUGGCUUGUUUUAAUUUGCAUGUGUUUCAGAGAGAAGAAAGAAAGUGCUUAGCAUCCAAGAAAUGUGGCCUUUCAGCUACUGCUUGCACAGAAGAAUACUUUAUUUAUAUGUGGGGUUUGUUAAAAUCAAAUAAUCUUUGUCCUUAAAUGAAUAUUUUAAUGCACUAAAAAGGUUUAGUAACUGCUGAGAAGAUUUGUAUAUAAACAGGUUCCGUUCCAUAAUAUUAUAAAGGUUACUACACCAGGGGCAGAUCAUGCAUGUGACGGGCCGUAUGAAGCUGGACAUGGUUUCACUCCAUAAAAUAUUAUAUCAUAGUACACCAGGACGCAUCUGAAGCUCGAAAGGGUUCUGUUCCAUAAUAUAUUGUAUAAAUACUACAUCAAUGGCUGUUCAGGCUGUGGCCGGCCGUAUGAAAAACUGGAAUGGUUUCACUUCAUAAAAUAUUGUAUACAUAGUACACCAGGGCGCAUCUCAAGCUCGACAAGGUGCCGUCCCAUAAUAUAUCAUGCUAUACUAAUGGCUGUUCAGGCUGUGGCGGGUCGUAUGAAUACAACAUUUAACUAUUUGAUUAUUUUCCAAAAAGUGACGAAGAAACUUUCACUGCAAAGGAUAGAAAGGGUGGAAGAGUCCCUUUAACAGGGAUUCUUUUUAUACGCCCACAUUUUCAUGUGGGCGUAUAUUGUCGUCGCCCCUGUCCGUCUGUCCGUCCGUCCGUCCACAAUUGUUUGUGAACACUCUACAGGUCACAAUAUUUAUCCGAUUUCAAUGAAACUUGAAAUAUAGGUUUAUCACCCUAAGAUCUCAGUUCCUUUCGAUAUCGGACUGUAACUUCAUGGAUUAUGGCCCCUGAUUAUAAGAAAAAUCACUUUUUUUUAGCUUGGCUUGGGAACACUGUAGAGGUCACAAUUUUUAUCCGAUUUGGUUUAAACUUGAAAUGUAUGUUUAUAACCCACAGAUCCCGCUUCCUGUUGAUAUUCGCUCAUAACGGACCGUAACUUCCUGAUUUAUGGCCGAUGAUUGUACGAAAAAUCGCGUUUUUAGCUUGUGGUCCCUCUAGAGGUCACAAUUAUUAUCCGGUUUAAAAAAAAACGUUCGAAUAUAUCACCGUUACACCG
This is a messenger RNA of Patella vulgata (common limpet), 4334 nucleotides long. Its product is annotated as beta-1,3-galactosyltransferase 1. Gene Ontology annotation, molecular function: hexosyltransferase activity. The transcript is spliced from 2 exons. Gene Ontology annotation, cellular component: membrane. The record is from RefSeq and is a predicted model, not a curated record. NCBI's taxonomy places the organism in Eukaryota, Metazoa, Mollusca, Gastropoda, Patellidae. The coding region runs from base 64 to 1338 and encodes 424 amino acids.